Messenger RNA from Plasmodium gonderi, 993 nucleotides. Its product is annotated as mitochondrial carrier protein. Gene Ontology annotation, biological process: alpha-ketoglutarate transport; mitochondrial citrate transmembrane transport. Gene Ontology annotation, molecular function: tricarboxylate secondary active transmembrane transporter activity. Gene Ontology annotation, cellular component: mitochondrion. Bases 1 to 993 code for a protein of 330 amino acids. Lineage: Eukaryota; Apicomplexa; Aconoidasida; Haemosporida; Plasmodiidae. The record is from RefSeq and is a predicted model, not a curated record. The transcript has a single exon.
AUGAGUAAAGAUAUAAUAAACGGAUCCAUUUUACAUUGUCUGGAAACAGCGACAUUAGGUAUGCCUCUCGAGGUAUGGAAAACGAGGAUGUGUGUUUAUAGGAAUGAAAACACAAUAAAAGCUUUUGGAAAUAUUUAUAACAAAGGAUUUGGACAAUUCUACGCUGGUUUUUAUGCAAAACUAGUAGAAAGCGCGUCGAAGGGUGGUGUUUUGCUCAUAUCAAAAGAACAGAUGAUCAGAUUUUGCAAUGAUUUAAAUGUAAAUAAAACAACAAGUGGUUUUAUUGGUGGGGCUACUGGAGGAAUUUGUCAAUCGUUUGUCAUGACUCCAUGCACCUUUUUUAUAACCGCUAGUAUUGAUAAAAAAAUUAAUUAUAAGGAAAAAAUUUUUGAUAUUUUUAAAAAUACAGGAUUUACAACUCUAUACAAAGGGAACAGUGCUAUGUGUUUGCGUCAGGGAACCAACUGGGCCAGUAGACAGGGUUUAACUGAGUGGGUUCGAAAUUUUUUUAUAGAAAGUAAGAGGAGGAAAGUGGAAGAGAAUUGCCACAUAGGAUGGAAAAGUGAUGAAAAAAUAGGAAGAGAAAAUGGAUUUAAAUCAGACGAGAAAAUAAAUGCUCGAACUAUCGUUCAAAACCAAAUCAUAAAUAAAAAUGAACAAAUUGAUAACAUCACCAUCGCAUCAAAGGAUGUACAUUUAUUGAACCAAGGGAGAGAUACUUCCUACGAUUUAAAUGCAACGGAAGAGCUCCUUUGUGGUGUCCUUGGAGGAGCCUUAUCGGUAUGGAAUAAUCCAUUCGAUGUGAUUCGUGUGUACAUGCAGAAUAAUGCAAAUAAUAACAUCAAGCUUACAUUUUCCCAAUCAUUUGUUAACCUUUACAAGGAGGGAGGGAUAUUGUAUUUGUACAAAGGAGUAAUUCCUCGUUGCAUUUUAUGCAUCUGGCAAACCUUAUUUAUGGUUACAGGGAUUAAAAUUUUGAAUAAGUAUUACUAA